AUGAGCACUCAAUUCGACAACACCCAUACAAAUUUUUACAACGAGGAUACUCCUCCGCAUGGCCAAGUGGUGUCCAACGACUCCAUUGUUAAGGAAAAUGAUGCUUACUUCAAGCCAGAGAUGGUUGCAAAGGACUUUGCUAAAACGUACGCGACUCCUCCUCCCAAUGGUUACCAAAACUUUAUUGCAGGAUUAGGUAAGGUUUUCGGACUUUGUGGAAUGUUCUGUUGCUGUUGCGACAACCCUUACCAGACUGUUAACCAGGGAGAGGUUGGAUUGGUGCAGACAUUUGGUGCACUUUCCAGAACCGUGGAACCAGGACUUUCUUAUGUUAACACUUGGUCUGAGAAGUUGUUCCGGGUGAACAUCAAGAUCAAUACCAAGGAAUUGCCGCCACAAUCGUGCUUCACCAGAGACAAUUUAUCUGUGUCCAUCACAUCAGUGGUUUACUACAACAUCAUCGACCCACAAAAGGCCAUCUUCUCCAUCUCUGACAUUCACAGUGCCAUAAUGGAGAGAACUCAGAACACCAUGAGAGAUGUCGUGGGAAGCCGUGUUUUGCAGGACGUGGUGGAGAAGCGAGACGAGAUCGCCGAGUCUAUCGCCGAGAUCAUCUCAAAGACCGCAUACACUUGGGGUGUCCACAUUGAGUCCAUUUUAAUUAAGGACUUGACGUUGCCACAAUCGGUGCGUGAUUCGUUUGCAAAGGCUGCCGAGGCCAAGAGAAUCGGAGAGGCCAAGAUCAUUAACGCCAAGGCAGAGGUGGAAAGUGCCAAGCAGAUGAGAAAGGCCUCGGACAUUUUGAGUUCUCCAGCAGCCUUGCAAAUUCGGUACCUUGAUGCUUUGCAGAACAUGAGUAGAAACCCUGGAACAAGGGUGAUUUUCAUGCCUAGUGCAGACCUGAUUGAGAAGAUUGUUCAUCUGCAAGGUGCCCAUCAAGGUAUGAACAGUAUUCCGGAAGAGGUGACUCCCGAUAACACCGGACGCCAGAUCGCCAACACUAUUCUGAUGCAAGAGGCCAUGAGAGAGUAA
Messenger RNA from Sungouiella intermedia, 1032 nucleotides. The record is from the annotation of a GenBank genome assembly. Lineage: Eukaryota; Fungi; Ascomycota; Pichiomycetes; Serinales; Metschnikowiaceae.